Messenger RNA from Arachis stenosperma, 1299 nucleotides. Its product is annotated as polygalacturonase inhibitor 1-like. The transcript has a single exon. Gene Ontology annotation, molecular function: protein binding. NCBI's taxonomy places the organism in Eukaryota, Viridiplantae, Streptophyta, Magnoliopsida, Fabales, Fabaceae. The record is from RefSeq and is a predicted model, not a curated record. The coding region runs from base 122 to 1156 and encodes 344 amino acids.
GGUAGUAUAUAGAGCAGGCCACACCACUAUACCAAUAACAUACCAUCGUAUUCCUUAUUAACCCAAAAGUCGAUUCCCGACAUUAUAUAAAGUCAUAUCAGGCUCUCAGCACAACAAAAGAAUGGCAAGCAGCACCACCACAUCCAUCACUAUAUUUAUUCUACCCAUAUUCCUAUUGACAUGUCUUUUUCCUAUAGUACUCUCAGAAAAGUGCAGCCCACACGAAAAGAAAGCGCUCCUCCAGAUUAAGCAAGAACUGGGCAACCCAAGUAUGCUCUCCUCUUGGAACGCAUCCACCGACUGCUGCUCCUGGAACGGGAUACAAGUAGAAUGCUCCAACACCAAACCUUACCAUGUCAGCCAACUAGAGCUCUAUGGGCUGGACCUCCCCGCCCCAGUUAACAUCCCUCCCUCCAUAUUCAACCUUCUUGAUCUUGAGCAACUCUUCUUAUUUGAAAUGCCCAACCUAACAGGCCCAAUACCAUCCCAGAUCACAAAUCUCAAAAAGCUUAGCAUCCUCUACAUAUUCAGCACCAACGUAUCAGGCCCAAUACCCGACUCCCUGGCCCAAAUUAAGACCCUCUGGUCCGUUAACCUUUCCGGCAAUAACCUCUCGGGAAAACUCCCUCCUUCUCUCCCCUCACUACCAACUAUUAGCGUCAUCUUUUUCAAAGGUAACAGGAUCUCUGGCCCAAUUCCCGACUCGUACGGUUCCUUCGUGUCGAAAAACCUGUCGACGCUGACUCUGUCUCACAACAUGUUGUCCGGGAAGAUUUCAGCGUCGUUGCGGGGGCUGGACGUGAGUUUUCUGGAUCUGUCAUGGAAUAAGCUUGAAGGCGAUGGGUCGGUACUGUUUGGGGCGGAAAAAUCGACGGCGGAGAUAAGCCUUGCUGGGAACUACUUGUCGUUUGAUAUCGGGAAAGUAGAGUUUGGUAGGAACAUAUCGAGGCUGAAUCUGAAACACAAUCGCAUUUACGGUAAGCUCCCUGAGGAGCUGACGAAGCUGCCGCAUUUGACGAGAUUGAAUGUGAGCUAUAAUCAACUGUGUGGACCCAUUCCGCAAGGGGGCAGGUUGCAAGGGUACUUCCCCAUUGAUGCAUCUUCUUUCGCAAAUAACAAGUGUUUGUGCGGGCCACCCCUCUCUCCAUGCAAGUGAUCUCCUAUGUCCGAGGCUCCUAGCCGUUGGAGGGUAACUUUUGAUGGAACUGGAACAUAAGGAUGAUGAAAUUGCGAUGUAAUCCUUGCUGAUUAUUGUGUAAGAUAUUUUAAGAUCAAAAUUCGUACUUUACUUUAAAAUUA